AUGAUGUACGUGUCAGGCGAGACGGGAGAGCCCUCGGUCGAGACAACAGGCAUCAUCGAAGAUAUCGUCCGCCAACAAGUCAUCGAGAUUCUCAAGAGUUGCACCGAACUGGCCGCCCGCCGCGGGUCGCGCUCCAUCACCAUCAAUGAUCUCAUCUUCCAGAUUCGCGACGACGCACCGAAAGUCUCUCGGCUGCGCACUUUUCUCUCUUGGAAGGAUGUGCGCAAAAACGUCAAGGAUUCGGACGACAAGGGCGGCGACGCGGAUCUGGGCGCCGGGGAGGAUCCUGUCGGUGGCGUCGUCGCGGGCGGCCCAGUCGAUGACACGGCCAAGAAGAAUAAGAAAGCCAAGGUCGGUCUUCCCUGGGAGCCGGCAUCGUUCUUCCCGGUCGAGGUACCGGAGCGCGAGGACGAAGAAGACGAGGAGGAGGAGGAGAUGAACUACAUCACGCUGCAGCGGCUGCGCAAGGCCGAUGAGCGCACCAAGGCCAUGACCAAGGAGGAGUACGUCACGUGGUCUGAAUACCGCCAGGCGUCCUUCACGUACCGCAAGGGCAAACGGUUCCGGGAGUGGGCCGGCUUCGGCAUCGUGACGGACAGCAAGCCAUCGGAUGAUAUUGUCGACAUCCUGGGGUUUCUGACCUUUGAAAUGGUGCAGACCCUGACGGAGGAGGCUCUCAAGAUCAAGGAGAACGAGGACCAGUACCGCGAGCGCACGGGUGAGAACGCGGGUAAGAAGCGGAAGCUGCCCGGCGGCGGUGGUUUGUUUGACCCGCCCAGCGAGGGGCGGUCUCCCGUCGAGCCGCGGCACAUUCAAGAGGCCUUCCGCCGACUCCAGCAGCGGCCCAAGAAGUCAAGGGCCAUGCUCAACGGAACGAGGCUGCAGCAGCGGACGGCGCUCAAGUUGAUAUAG
This is a messenger RNA of Parathielavia appendiculata, 912 nucleotides long. Its product is annotated as TFIID-18kDa-domain-containing protein. Gene Ontology annotation, cellular component: SAGA complex. The record is from RefSeq and is a predicted model, not a curated record. Gene Ontology annotation, molecular function: protein heterodimerization activity; transcription coregulator activity. Bases 1 to 912 code for a protein of 303 amino acids. NCBI's taxonomy places the organism in Eukaryota, Fungi, Ascomycota, Sordariomycetes, Sordariales, Chaetomiaceae. The transcript has 2 exons. Gene Ontology annotation, biological process: transcription by RNA polymerase II.